Molecule: messenger RNA, 918 nt
Organism: Mycetomoellerius zeteki
Lineage: Eukaryota; Metazoa; Arthropoda; Insecta; Hymenoptera; Formicidae
Product: trypsin-1
Exons: 4
Coding region: 37-891 (284 amino acids)
Biological process (GO): proteolysis
Molecular function (GO): serine-type endopeptidase activity
Source: RefSeq, a predicted model, not a curated record
UGCGGUCUAUUUGUGGGAUUGUCAUCAAACAGCAAAAUGUAUUCCAAAGCUAUCGUGUCCUUUGCUUUCCUAGCCAUGGCAAUCGCUGAGAGACCUAGAGUUGGUCUCCAGAUGCCGCCUAUUUUGCCACCUUUUUCUCGCUCGAUCUCGUCACAAGUGGUUGGAGGUAAAGAAGCAGGAGUAGGAAGUUAUCCGUUCAUAGUUUCCCUCCAAAUGUUCUCCCAACACUUUUGCGCCGGAUCCAUUUUGAACGAAAAAUGGGUUAUAACAGCAGGGCAUUGCGUUAUCGCCGUUCCUACUUUAAGCAUUCUUCUCGUCAAGGCUGGAAAAUACAAUCUUCAACUUAUAGAGGACACCGAACAAACAGCCAAAGUGGUGCAAGCUCACAUACAUGAAAAUUAUAAACAUGGUGUUGGCCCAUAUGACAUUGGUCUACUUAAGCUUGCAUCUCCAUUUAAGUUGAACAAUAACGUACAAGCCAUCGAAUUAGCACCCCCAGGAAAUGAACCAACUGGAGAGGCAUGGCUUUGUGGAUGGGGCUCUAUCUCGACUACCAAUUAUCCAAUAAUGCCAAAUAAACUUCAGCAUGUUAAAAUGGAGUACGUCAAUCGCACUACUUGCCACGAAUCCGUCAAACGUCUAACGGGAUCUUCUCGUGUUCAUGAAACUAAUAUAUGCACUGGGUCACUGUACGAUAAAAUCUCGGCAUGCAAAGGUGACUCCGGUGGUCCAUUAAUUUCGCAUAACGGAAAAAAAUCGGUGCUUACUGGAAUUGUAUCUUGGGGUAUUUUGCCAUGUGGUACUUUAGGCGCGCCAUCCGUAUACACUAGGAUAUCUAAAUUCAAUAACUGGAUUGCACAGAAAAUUAAUCUACAUUUCAAUUAUGUUUGACGACAAUAUUGACAAUAUAUAUGAAUG